Molecule: messenger RNA, 1574 nt
Organism: Silurus meridionalis
Lineage: Eukaryota; Metazoa; Chordata; Actinopteri; Siluriformes; Siluridae
Gene: cth1
Product: cysteine three histidine 1
Exons: 2
Coding region: 220-1170 (316 amino acids)
Molecular function (GO): metal ion binding; mRNA binding
Source: RefSeq, a predicted model, not a curated record
UCAGUGCGUGUGACUUGCCACUUCAAGGUGUAAGCCACGUCUUACCAUUUCGCCUCUCCAGUCACACCAUAAUCAAUUCGGUUUCUUUUUCCUCUUUCUGGUCUUUUUUUUUGGGUUGUCUGGUGGAACCCUGGUCCCAAAAAGGUGCACUUGAAACAAAAACAAAAGCACAUUGUUGGAGACGCUUGUGUUAUUAUUCUCGAAGUUUCUGCACGUACAAUGAUGUUUGAGACCAGCCAAGAUGACUUGCUGCUGUUUCCCUCUGAGGGUAGUGAUGAGGUGUUUUUCCCUGUGGAAAGCUUGGCUAGUGGGGGUCAGUCCCUGGCUGAAGCCUUGCUGCCAUUGGUUGAGUCUCCCUCUCCUCCUCUCAACCCCUGGCUCUGCUCAACACGCUACAAGACUGAGCUGUGCAGCCGAUAUGCCGACAGUGGUACUUGCAAGUAUGCUGAGCGUUGCCAGUUUGCUCAUGGCCUGCAUGACCUCCACGUGCCCUCCCGCCAUCCCAAGUACAAGACGGAGCUGUGCCGCUCCUUCCACACAGCGGGCUACUGCAUGUAUGGAAGCCGCUGCCUUUUCGUGCACAGCCUGAAGGAGCAAAGGCCAGUUCGUCACAGGCGCCGCAACGUACCUUGUCGCACAUACCGUGCCUUUGGUGUUUGCCCCUUUGGCACACGCUGCCACUUCCUGCAUAUUGAGGGUGGUUCAGAGUCUGAUUGUGCCGAGGAGAAAACCUGCGGUCCCCCUUCUUGCUCCAGUGAAUGGAAACCCCGCGGUGCCCUCUGCCGUACCUUCAGUGCAUUCGGCUUUUGCUUGUAUGGUACUCGCUGCCGAUUUCAGCAUGGCCUCCCAAAUAAUGUGAAGGGUAUCAAUUUGAGCCCGGCACCCUGGUCACCACAAGUGCUUGGAAGGGCCCUCUCUCCUGCUUCAGAUAUGCAAUCUUCCUCUUCCUCAUCCUCCUCCUCACCUCAGUCCUUGCUGGCCUCACCUGUGUUUCCUGAUGACUCCAGUCCAGUCACACCCCCGUCUGCAGAAGUUGUGGCAAACAACGCUUUUACCUUUAGCAGCCAGCACCUGAACGACCUGCUGUUGCCAUUGGCCCUUAGACUCCAACAGCUGGGACAAGCUUCUAACCUAAAUGCUGGUGUUCUUGACCAACCACGACUGCCAUAAUGUUAGUCUUAUUUUUAUAUAUAUUAGUGUAAAUAACCUUUUCUUGAAUUUUUAUUGAUGGCCUCUUUUUGUAAUUUAUUUUUUUUGGCCUUAGUUUGAGAUCUUGCAGUCUCAAAUGUAUUUUUUAAAUUUUUUUUUAUAUUUUUUUUUUCUUAAAUUGCUACUUUGCUUGUCCAGUCUGUCCCAAUGUGUGGCAAGUCAUAUAAUGAAGUAGACCAUUUGUAAAUUGUAUUUUAACUCAUUUGUGUGUGUAUAUGGAAACAUUGGGACAUGGUGUGAAUGUCUUAUUUAUGGAUUUUUAACUUAAAAUUGUGGUAAGUUAUUCUUUCAGGAUUGGCAUUGGUAUGCAUCCUUUUGAUCUUAAUAAAACCACUAGCCUUCGUUAGUGCUGUUCAAAAAUCAAA